AUGGUUCAACAAGUCAAGGUCGUAGGCUCUUCGCUGGGCGCUCGACAGCUGUCCACCGAAGCGACGACGAUUAAGGAACUGCCGGGCGACGAAACCAACGAUGUCGUUUUCGAGAGCAAGUAUGGUCUGCGGACUGUGAUGCUCAACCGACCCAAGAAACUCAACUCCCUGAACGGAUCGAUGAUUCGCAAAAUUGUGCCCCGGUUGAUUGAGUGGGAGAAGUCGGAUAUGGCCAACGUCAUCGUCAUGAAGGGUGCUGGUGAGAAGUCACUGUGUGCCGGCGGCGACGUCGCGGCCCUGGCCCAAUACAACCAGGAAGGCGAGAACGGAUGGAAGAAGUCGGCCGACUACUUUGCCCUCGAAUACAAGCUCGACCACUACAUUUCGACUUACCAGAAGCCCUAUAUUGCAUUCAUGGACGGCAUCACUAUGGGCGGCGGUGUUGGUCUCAGUGCCCAUGCGCCAUUCCGAAUUGCGACCGAGAAGACCGUCUUUGCCAUGCCUGAGACGACAAUUGGUUUCUUCCCCGACGUCGGAGCCUCCUUCUUCCUGCCACGGAUGAACGGAUCCGUCGGCACCUACCUUGCCCUGACCAGCGAACGAGUGUCUGGCGCGAACGUCUUUUACUCUGGUCUCGCCACCCACUACCUGCACUCGACCAGCCUGCCCGACCUGGAGGCCCGCCUGGCUGAGCUGCGGUUCCUCGACAGCGACAACCUCGCCGCACGACUUGCCCUGGUCAACGAGACCCUCGAGGAGUUCUGCACUGGUCUCCCGUAUGAUCAGCCCAUCCAACUGGGCGGGGAGGUGCGCAAGGCGAUUGACCGAUGCUUCAACAAGAACAACAUCAACGACAUUAUUGCUGCCUUGGAGGCGGAGCGGGGUCCGACUGAGGAGUGGGCGCAGAAGCAGCUGGCUACGUUACAGAAGAGGUCACCCACGGCUGUGCACGUGGCGCUGAGGCAGAUGCGUGUGGCCGGCAAGUGGGACAUUGCAGAGACUUUCCAGAAGGAGCACCAGAUCGCGAGCAAGUUCAUGCAGCACCCUGACUUCACCGAGGGCGUCACGGCGCUGCUGGUGCGCAAGGAGAAGCCCGUGUGGCAGCCCGAGUCGCUUGCCGCUGUCGGCAGCCAAAACGUGGCCAAGCCCUUCUUCGAGUUUGAUAAGGAGAAUAACCUGGAGCUCUUCACCGACCGAACGUACAAGCAGUACCCUUUCGCGAGCCUAGGUGUGCCCACGGAGGGUGAGAUUCAGAAGCUGCUGAAGGACAACAACUACACCCCAGAGGAGCUCUCCUACGCUGUUAUCAAGUCGCGAAACGGUCGCCAGGGCAUCUCAGAUGUGGUCAAGGAGAUUCUCAGCCGCAAGACGGAAGUGGACUCCAAGGGCUUUGUCCAAUGGGUGGAUGACGAGUCUGUCCCGACGAGCCGACUGUAG
Ilyonectria robusta is the source of this 1437-nucleotide messenger RNA. RefSeq names its product ClpP/crotonase-like domain-containing protein. The transcript is spliced from 2 exons. Gene Ontology annotation, biological process: L-valine catabolic process. The coding region runs from base 1 to 1437 and encodes 478 amino acids. The record is from RefSeq and is a predicted model, not a curated record. Gene Ontology annotation, cellular component: mitochondrion. Lineage: Eukaryota; Fungi; Ascomycota; Sordariomycetes; Hypocreales; Nectriaceae. Gene Ontology annotation, molecular function: 3-hydroxyisobutyryl-CoA hydrolase activity.